CUACAUGAGGGACUUCUUCAGGAAAAUCCUAGAUUUUCCCAAGUCCAUGAACGUCGGGGGAUACGAGCCAUUAUGUUCAGGGAGGGAGGAUUUCUACGAGCGCCGGCUUUAUCUUCGGGCUCAGGAUUGUGCUAACAGACCAAUUUCAAGUGCACCAGAUUCUUGGAUUGAUGUGGUUGAACGUUAUAGCAACGACAAUAACAAGACAUUGCACCGGACCACAAAUUCUACUAGAUGUCUCAACCUAGGAUCAUACAAUUACCUUGGUUUUGCUGCAGCGGAUGAAUAUUGCACACCCCGUGUUAUUGAAUCCCUCCAAAAAUACUCUCCCAGCACUUGCAGUGCUUGUGUAGAUGGAGGAACUACAAAACUGCACGCCGAACUGGAGGAGUUGAUUGCCCGAUUUGUAGGAAAGCCAGCUGCUAUUAUAUUUGGUAUGGGUUAUGUCACAAACUCUGGCAUCAUUCCCGUCCUCAUUGGAAAGGGAGGAUUGAUAAUUAGUGAUUCUUUAAAUCAUAACUCAAUUGUCAACGGUGCUCGAGCAUCAGGGGCAGCAAUACAUGUCUUCCAACACAACAAACCGGCUCACUUAGAGGAGGUGCUAAGAAAGCAGAUUGCUGAGGGACAACCUCGUACACAUAGACGCUGGAAAAAAAUACUAGUUAUUGUUGAGGGAAUCUACAGCAUGGAGGGAGAGCUCUGCAAACUUCCAGAGAUUAUUGCCAUUUGCAAGAAAUAUAAGGCACAUACUUACUUGGAUGAGGCACAUAGCAUGGGUGCAGUUGGAAAAACAGGCAGAGGUGUUUGUGAGCUCCUCGGAGUAGACCCUGCUGAUGUGGAUAUAAUGAUGGGGACAUUUACAAAAUCAUUUGGAUCUUUUGGGGGCUACAUUGCAGCAUCAAAGGAAAUAAUUCAGUACUUGAAGCACGCUUGCCCCGCACAUCUUUAUGGAACUUCCAUGUCACCGCCUGCUGUACAGCAAGUAAUAUCUGCAGUCAAGGUUAUUCUCGGAGAAGAUGGGUCCAAUAGAGGGGCUCUGAAGCUUGCGAAAAUUCACGAGAACAGCAAUUUCUUCAGAUCAGAACUUAAGAAGAUGGGUUUUGAGGUUCUUGGGGACAAUGAUUCUCCGGUGAUGCCGAUAAUGCUCUACAAUCUGGCAAAACUCCCAGCCUUCUCCCGGGAAUGUCUGAGAAACAAGGUUGCAGUUGUGGUGGUCGGUUUCCCUGCUGUACCUCUUCUGCUGAACAGGGUUCGUAUCUGCAUUUCGGCUUCACACUCCAGGGAAGACCUCGUUAAAGCCUUAGAGGUCAUCAGCGAAGCUGGUAACCUUGUUGGCAUCAAGUACUUACGGGUUGAGCCUCAGCAGACACGCGCUGAAGAGAACACGAAGAAGCUCGAGUAGGAAAAUGUUGCAAAUUCAAAGAUUCAAUUGCCAUAUAAAGCUUUUGAAGAUUUAUAGUACAUUUUGUACGGUUAAAAGUCCGUGCUGGUAUAGUGUAGUUCAGGUCCGUUUCAGUUGAUAGGUUUUCCUUCUGUGUCCCUUUUCGCGGAUAUGGAUGACAAAUUCUUUGUAACAUGUAAAUUCAGAAGAAAGUGUAAACUAAACUCGUUUAAGGCGUAUGUAUGAUUGUGUGUUGGAGUGUUAAGCACAUUAUAUGACUAUAUUUGGAUUUGCCUGUGAUGUAGACUUCA
Molecule: messenger RNA, 1692 nt
Organism: Asparagus officinalis (garden asparagus)
Lineage: Eukaryota; Viridiplantae; Streptophyta; Magnoliopsida; Asparagales; Asparagaceae
Product: long chain base biosynthesis protein 2d-like
Exons: 12
Coding region: 5-1402 (465 amino acids)
Biological process (GO): ceramide biosynthetic process; sphingosine biosynthetic process
Cellular component (GO): serine palmitoyltransferase complex
Molecular function (GO): serine C-palmitoyltransferase activity; pyridoxal phosphate binding
Source: RefSeq, a predicted model, not a curated record